AUGCCUGAACAGCCGACUGCCGAGCAAUGGGAGAGGCAUAGGCCCCUCAUUACCAAGUUAUAUACCACCAAAACCCUCAAGCAUAUCAAAGAUGAGCUGUAUAACAGACAUGGGUUCUAUGCGACAGAGCGCAUGUACAAGGGACGGUUCAAGACCUGGGGUAUCGGGAAAAACAAGAAGCGCAAGCCCUUUGAGGCAGCACUGCCCGGAGACAUUGACCCAGGGUCAAACCUUGCUGCCGCACCUCCCAGCGAUAUCUCAAGCCCUACCUCUCCAAUUCAACCACCUACUUACUUCUCGCCGGCACUAACGCCAGGAGCGUCUCCUCACGACGGUCAUGGAGUCUUCGACACGCGAUCGACGACAUAUGUCGAUACGCCACGGUCAGGGACCCUCCCACCGACACCAGCCACGUAUGGAUACAGUUCUCCAUUUGAAGUGAACCUGAAGGAAGCUGGCAUGACCCCUGACAUGCUCUGCAAAGAGAUCGUGACAUCAGCGACGUUGAUACUCUCGAAACUUGUCCCAGGGCGGUCGCCGACUGUGGCAUGGGACGACUGUACUCCGACGGACGACCACCUCGCGAUUUACCGCACGCUUCAGAAGGAACUCAAGCAUGAAAGUCACCUGAGAGGUUGCCUUGUGAACAACCCAUCAGUAGCAGUCAAAUCGCAAAUGAACGACCAUGUCAACGAGCUGUUAAAGUCAUUUCACCCUGCGGUACCGAUUGGGAUUCUAAGCUCAUUCAACCAGUCAUCGGAUACUGUAGCCAUUCACGAAUUGGCGCGCUGCUUGGUGAAAUCUUCAAUGAUCAUUUUACCACGAGAUCACGAAUUUUUCCAAUUAGCGCAGAGAGUAUUACAGCUCCUCACAGACACUCUAUUCUCGGAUUUUAAAGCCCACAUGGAACGCAUUUGCGAUGAUCUCCAAGCCAACGUGCUCAAAGUCCUGGGUAGAUGGAGUUUAGUGAUGAUUUACCUGAUUUUCUUGCUCAACGCCAAAAAGGCAAAAAAUGAACAACAGACGGAUCCCAAGAUCUUGAAUAUGGCCUUGGAGCGAUAUACACACGUACAGUGCUCUUACUCAGACGAUCCAAAGCUUAUUGUUCAAUUCGGCCACUUCAUCCUAGGCUACUGCGUCCUCGUUGCAUCUGAAGCAGAACUAGCGACCAGUGUGCGGGAUAUGGCAGAACAAUGCUACGACCGCGCCGAGGCGUACCUGUUGGAGCGGGAAUCUUCGCCAAACUCCAGAUAUGCAGACAUCCAAGAUGCAAAAUCACAUUUCGGGAAGGCAUGUGCCGUCCUGGCGGACUGUCGCUAUGCGCAGGGCACGCAGCAAGCGGAUAAGAUGCUUCGCGAUGAGAUCCACGACUCGUCGCGGAGACUUCUGCUCAUGUCAAUAGGGUGUCACGUUGAUACGGACAUGGCGACGAUGGCGCAGUUUGAGCGACAGAAGAAGAAGCUUGAGGGUUGGUGCAGAGAUGCAGAGGAUUUGGAGAGGCAGAAGCAACUGGAUUGUAUCCGUGACCUCAUCCUCGGAAACGAUCAACGGCCAAAGGAUGGGCCUCUUCUUCCGAGGUUGAAGGUGUUGGCUGGUAAUUGA
This is a messenger RNA of Colletotrichum phormii, 1602 nucleotides long. RefSeq lists its product as uncharacterized. NCBI's taxonomy places the organism in Eukaryota, Fungi, Ascomycota, Sordariomycetes, Glomerellales, Glomerellaceae. Bases 1 to 1602 code for a protein of 533 amino acids. The transcript has 2 exons. The record is from RefSeq and is a predicted model, not a curated record.